AUGGAGAAAUUUAUAAGUGUUAAAGAUUUGGAAGACGCAGCGUUAGCGGUGCUGCCUAGAAAUGCCCGUGACUACUACAAGAGUGGCGCGACCGAUGAAUAUACAUUGGCAGAUAACAAGCGGGCGUUUCAAAGAUUAAGAAUUCGCCCAAAAUGCCUAGUUGGAUUGAGAGAUUGCGACCUCACGACGACUAUUCUAGGAGAAAAAGUGUCGAUGCCUUUAGGUAUAUCACCUACAGCAAUGCAAAGAAUGGCUCAUCCUGAUGGUGAAACAGCUAAUGUAAAAGCCGCAGAAUCUAAUGGCGUGAUCUACACAUUAAGUACAAUUAGUACUAGUUCUAUAGAGGAAGUUGCUAAAGCUGCCCCGAACGCUAUUAAAUGGUUUCAGCUAUACAUCUACAAUGAUCGGGAAGUGACUCGUCAGCUUGUUUUGAGAGCUGAAAAGGCCGGAUAUAAAGCCAUAGUGUUAACAGUGGAUACGCCAGUUUUUGGAUUAAGGCGAGCUGAUGUUAGAAAUAAAUUUGCUCUUCCUAAACAUUUAAAGUUAGCUAAUUUUGAAGGUAUUUUGUCUACAAAAAUACACAGUACGGGAGAAGGCAGUGGAUUAAACAACUAUGUCAGUUUGUUUGACAAAACUUUAACGUGGGAUGAAGUGAAAUGGCUCAAGAGCAUAACCAAGUUGCCUAUAGUAGCUAAAGGCAUUUUACGUGGUGACGACGCAGUCAGAGCCGUAGAAGCCGGUUGCAAGGCGGUCCUGGUGUCCAACCAUGGUGCAAGACAGUUAGACGGCGUACCAUCAACGAUAGAUGCUCUGCCUGAAAUAAUUGAAGCUGUCAAAAAUUACGAUGUGGAAGUUUAUUUGGAUGGAGGAGUCACCACCGGUACUGAUGUUUACAAAGCUUUAGCAUUAGGAGCGAAAAUGGUAUUUGUCGGCCGCCCUGCACUAUGGGGUCUGGCAGUCGGUGGCCAGGCAGGAGUUGAAAAAAUGCUAAGUAUUUUCCGCAAUGAAUUGGAAUAUACGUUCCAAAUUGCAGGUACGGCCACUGUAGCUGACAUAACAAGGGAUAUGGUACGCCAUGAGACAGCUUAUAGUAGACUU
Messenger RNA from Brenthis ino (lesser marbled fritillary), 1098 nucleotides. The record is from the annotation of a GenBank genome assembly. NCBI's taxonomy places the organism in Eukaryota, Metazoa, Arthropoda, Insecta, Lepidoptera, Nymphalidae.